GCCACCUACAUUUACAUAUAUAUCAUUUGGAACUGUAUGGUAAGUCAUGAUCAUUUCUCAUGGUCCAUCCAUUUAUGAACCACCAACCACUAAGAAUCUCACUUCUUCCACAGUCCAAAACACCACACACAAAACAAGAAGGCACAAAAACAAAAACAAAAACAAAAACAAACAAAAAAUGUCCAAACCCAGAAGACCCAAUCCCAUGCUAAUCUCCUACCUAUCCCUCCUUUUGAUCCAUACCCAUUUCUCAAUCUGCAAUGGGGUUUCAGCUUUUGACCUCAAUUCACUGAAAGGAAGUGGAAUUGAUGGUAUGGUGGGAGCUGGAAGGGCCUGCAACCAGAAGAUUGGGGAGUGCUUGACAGAGCCAGAAAUGGAGUCAGAGACCAGCAGGAGAGUUCUAGCAAUGCAGAAGAAGUACAUAAGCUAUGAGACACUGAGGAGGGACUUGGUUCCAUGUGGAAAACCAGGGGCUUCAUAUUACAAUUGUCAUGCUGUUGCGGCAAAUCCUUACAGUAGAGGCUGUGAGGUCAUUACAAGAUGUGCAAGAGGUUUCUGAAAAAGCCCCUUUGUGUUGAUGGAAUAUGAGAAGAUGAGAAAUGGAAAUAUGCAACAGAGUUCUGCCAAAAGCUUGGGUCGGUGCUUAACAGUGCAUAGUGUUGGAUAUUCUUUUGUGACUUGUGUGAGGAAGACAGUUAUUCUGAGUGGAUGACAGAAGGAUCUCAUCAGUGGACAGAAGGUUAUUGUGAUAUAUUGGAUGGAUUGUCCACAUUUUUGCAGGUCAAACUGGCUUCAAUCCCCUUUGGUAGUGCGUAGUAGAACAUGACUUAUUAAACCACCAUUUUGUAAUGGGAUUUAGUUGUAAAUGCAAACUUUGAAGACGUAAUUUUCUGCUGUGAAAGAAAAUCCACAAUGUUGCUUUGUAAACAUAAAAAGAAAGAAAGAAGAACUCGUGUUGCAUUUUUCAUUUUAAACUUGGAACUCCUAUCACUCGCAUCCAGCACACAAAAGCCCCUUAGCGCCCCGGGACGG
This is a messenger RNA of Prunus mume (Japanese apricot), 1032 nucleotides long. RefSeq names its product protein RALF-like 24. Gene Ontology annotation, cellular component: plasmodesma. The record is from RefSeq and is a predicted model, not a curated record. Gene Ontology annotation, biological process: calcium-mediated signaling. Lineage: Eukaryota; Viridiplantae; Streptophyta; Magnoliopsida; Rosales; Rosaceae.